Messenger RNA from Ipomoea nil (Japanese morning glory), 1450 nucleotides. Its product is annotated as vinorine synthase-like. The coding region runs from base 64 to 1380 and encodes 438 amino acids. The record is from RefSeq and is a predicted model, not a curated record. The transcript has a single exon. Lineage: Eukaryota; Viridiplantae; Streptophyta; Magnoliopsida; Solanales; Convolvulaceae.
AUAUAUAUAGUUCAAUCUGCAUGAUAAACGCGAUUAAGCUUGAAAUAAAAAAUAGCAGUGAAAAUGAAAAUGAUUGAGAUAGUUUCAGCAGAACUCAUCAAACCAUCUUCUCCCACACCACCAUCCCUCCAACGCCUCAGUUUCUCCAUGUUAGAUCAGCUCUUGCCGUCAAACUACGUGCCCAUGGCGUUCUACUACCCGGAUUCGCCAACAACAAUAUCAGUCCAACUACUCAAAACAUCCUUGUCGCAAAUUCUCACCAAGUUUUACCCUUUGGCGGGCAGAUUUCACGGCAACAAUGCCUGGAUCGAUUGCAGCGACCAAGGGGCGGCGUUUGUGGUGGCCCGGGCGAGUUGUCCGCUGUCUAGCUUUCUUGUCCGAGGCUCUGAGCCUGAAUCGGCAAGACGGGUCCUCCCGAUUGGGGUGGAAACCAAUGAUUUGUUCAAGGGUUGCCCUCUCCUCACUCAGGUGACAACGUUUCCUUGCGGUGGUUUGGCGAUUGGCGUGCGCGUUUGCCACAACAUCUGCGACGCCUCCUCGCGUACUGCCUUUGUCAACGCCUGGGCAGCCGUCUGUCGUGGCGGCGACAUCCACGUCACGGCGGCUCCGGAGUUCAUCUCCACAAAACUCUUCCCCCCACCGCCGCCGCCGCCACAACAGCAGACCGUCACAUCGCCAUCCCGGGCUCUCGAGCCCAAGCGAGACCAAAGCCUAAUGACCAAGAAGUACGUCUUUAAUGCUUCUAGCGUCUUGGCUCUAAAGGCCAAAGCCGCAAGCGAAAAAGUGCCAAAACCCUCCCGCGUCGAAGCCGUGACGGCACUCCUAUGGAAAUGCGCGAUAAUGGCUCGGAGAAGAUCGCACAAUAACCACCCGAUUCAUUCCGUGAUGACCCAAGCUGUGAACCUGCGGAAGAGGCUCCAUCCUCCCCUGCCCGAUUCUUGCAUCGGAAACUUAAUCCUCUGCUACGCCCCGCUCUACCAAAACCACGAAGUUCCCGAUUUGCGAGAAUUGGUGGGUAUUCUAAGGCGGGGGCUAUCCGAGUUGAGCGACAAGUACGUAGAAAAGGUUCGGCAAGGGGGAGACGAGGCGAGUCGCGCCAUAGCCGAGUCGUUCCGAGAGAUUGAGGAAAUCACGGGCGGAGAGGGCGCGGAAGUGUACAGGUUCACCAGUUGGUGCGGCUUUCCGAUAUACGAAGCGGAUUUCGGCGGCGGAGCGCCGGCGUGUGUUGGCAUUAUUGGUACUUCGGCGUUCAAGAAUGUGGGUGUGCUGGUGGACGCAAAGGACGGGUGUGGAGUUGAAGCGUGGGUGUGCUUGAGUGCCCAUGAAAUGGAAUCCUUUGAUACUAACAACGACUUGCUCGCAAGUCUCCAUUGUGAUUGAGGUAAAAACUUCUAUGAGAGUGAAAAUGUAAUAGAAAUAAAAUGUUGCAAUUUCUAAGUGCAAGUGUAAU